Molecule: messenger RNA, 1161 nt
Organism: Exophiala aquamarina CBS 119918
Lineage: Eukaryota; Fungi; Ascomycota; Eurotiomycetes; Chaetothyriales; Herpotrichiellaceae
Exons: 3
Coding region: 1-1161 (386 amino acids)
Molecular function (GO): NAD+ binding
Source: RefSeq, a predicted model, not a curated record
AUGUCCAAACCUCUUCUCCGGAUUCCCUACACGGGCCCGCUCCCACCGCCCUUGAUCAUCCCACCCUCCGCCGCCACUAGACAUGGAGCUGUCGCUGCACUGACCAAAUUUCUAACCGACAAUGCAUUCAGCAACAACAACAGCAGCAGCAGCAGCAGCAACAGCCGCAAAACCGUCCUGCUAACAGGCGCAGGACUCUCCACAGCAUCUGGUCUCGCAGACUACCGCGGCACGAAUGGCACAUACACGCAGAACAAGACCUACCGACCGAUCUACUUCCACGAGUUUGUAGCGAGCCACGAGUCACGCAAGCGAUACUGGGCGCGCAGUUUCCUGGGGUGGCGCGGACUGAACCGCUCACAGCCGAACGCAGGGCACAAAGCGAUCCGCGAUCUAUGGCAGCUAGGACUGGUAUCGUCGGUGGUGACGCAGAACGUGGACAGCUUCCACAACAUGGCACACCGCGGUCUCCGAACCAUCGAGCUGCACGGCUAUCUGCGCAGACUAGUCUGCCUGAGCUGCCGGCACGAAAUGGACAGGGAUGCGUUCCAGGCUCGCCUCGCGCAGCUCAACCCGGCGUGGUCGGCGUUCCUACAGGACCUGCUGCGCAGCGGCGCGCUCGACACGGAGAACCCCACAGAGAGGAGGCAGAAGGGCUUCAAGACCAACCCGGACGGCGACGCCGACGUCCCCGGCGCCCCGUACACGACUUUCCGCUACCCUGCGUGCCCGACGUGUCUGAAGCGGCCACCGAUUCUUCCGGACGGCGCCAAGGCCCACGUGGUCGUGGAUCGGGAUGGUGCGUGGCUGCCGGAAUCAGGCCCCACGGGCGUGCUGAAGCCCAAUGUCAUCAUGUUCGGCGAGUCUAUCCCGCAGGCGACCAAGACUGCCGCCGAAGAGGCCAUCGAUGGCGCUGCGAAGCUGCUUGUUGUAGGAAGCUCGCUUGCUACUUACUCUGCCUGGCGCCUGGCCAAGAGGGCAUUGGAUCGCAACAUGCCCAUUGCCAUCCUCAAUAUUGGUGGUGUCAGGAAAGAGGACGCCUUCUUUGAGGGUGUGGAGCGGGCCCAGACCCCCAGUGGCGCCGUGCGGGUGAGCAUGGCCGCCGAAGACAUCUUGCCGGGAGUCGUGGAGCUUGUCAGAAGGAACCGAGCAAGGAUGUAG